Molecule: messenger RNA, 744 nt
Organism: Uloborus diversus
Lineage: Eukaryota; Metazoa; Arthropoda; Arachnida; Araneae; Uloboridae
Product: pre-rRNA-processing protein TSR2 homolog
Exons: 5
Coding region: 93-653 (186 amino acids)
Biological process (GO): maturation of SSU-rRNA from tricistronic rRNA transcript (SSU-rRNA, 5.8S rRNA, LSU-rRNA)
Cellular component (GO): nucleus
Source: RefSeq, a predicted model, not a curated record
AACAUGUGUACAAACAACCAAAUUGAAAAAAUGACUUUUUAAACAAAAAUUUCUUAGCACCUAAAUUUCUUGCAUCAUUGUUUCAUCCUGCUAUGGAGUUAGAAAGUGUAUUUCUUUCAUAUAUCCGUCACAUAUUUAGUAAAUGGACUGGAUUUCAAGCUGCUAUUGAUGAAGGGAUGGGUGGUCCCUAUGCUCGAGAAAAAGAAAUAUGGAUUGCUGAAGAAGUGGAAAACUACUUUAAACGUUAUGAUGAUACAAAACCGGAAGACAUUGUAGAAUACCUUGGUACAAUGAUUGAAAAUGAGUUUGAAACAUAUUUUGAAGAUGGCAGCUUAGAUCAGAUUUCAGAAAAUUUCUGUCGAGCCUAUCGACUGUUUACAACAAAUCCAAAUGCCGAGAUGUUUCAAGAAAGUAAUAAAGCUGCGAGAACAAGAAAUUCUCAAGAACGACAUGAAACACGCAAGACUGUUGAGGCUGCGGGGAAUUCUGUGGAAGAAAAAAUGCACCAGUUAUCCAUGAAUGACUCAGGAACAGACAUGAAACUUGUUGCAGAGAACAGUUUUGAAAAUUCUGAUACCGAAAAUGUUUUAAAUGGGGACAUUAAAAAUGAUGGCUGGACAAUUAUAGGAAAGAAAGGGAAAAGAACUAAAUAGAAAAAAAUCACCUGAAGUCAUAAACUCAUUGUAAGUUCUGUUUGACGCAUUUGUGUACAUUAAAAUUGAAGUAUAAAUAAAAGAUGUUUUA